UUAAUUUUGAAUUAUAAUGCAUUCAAAUGCGACAAUUGUGGCCACAAUAAGACUUUUCCGGGAAUUCCCGAUUCAUUUAAUUCACUCAUUCAGCCAUCGUUUCCCACACAAGACAUUGUCUCCCAAUUGAAUCCAAUCAUACAAUCAGUGGUAAAAAUGUCACCCAAACUGUCGAAACCGUUAUCACCGGGAGAUGUGAUCACUCAAGACAUACCUAUCAUUCAUAUCCUACUUUGGUUCCGAUUGUAUCUAUCGGUGCAAAACAUCCCAACGUUUGCCACAGAAAAGCACCGAUUGUUUGACGGAUCGGACGUCAGUCUCAAUGAUAUCAAAGUGGAUAUCAUUUAUGUGAAAGCCAUUAACGAGCGAAUGCUUGAGUUCCAGGCAUUACGAGAAGUCUUAGAGGAAUUAGGCCUUCCUUUCGAACCCCUAGAAGUAAUACAUUGGAUGUCAUUCCUCUACAGUUGCGAACCGUUUACAUACAUACGAUGCGGUCAUCCAAUGUCUGAAUCAAUAGGUAUAGGUGUAUACCUACAGCACCGGUAUCUCAAACACAGCUGUCAGCCCAACAGUGCCCUCAUUUACAGCGGCAGAGGACAAUCGUUUGAAUUGCGGGCAAUGAGACCCAUCGCCGCCAACCAAGAGAUUACCAUAAGUCGCGUACAGCACUUAGAGGGCGACCGCACUUACCGACAAAAUGUACUCAAACAGUGGUUACUAGUCUGCGAGUGCGACAAAUGUGUACACCAUUUGGACCGUCGGGUCGAUAACCAACGCUUCCUAAACGAAGACCUCUUUCCCGUCCAUGUCUUCAGAUUUGAAGCACAAUUCAUGGAUCACUUGCGGAAAGUGUUGUCCGAUUUGGAUGUGAUAUUUGGUGACUAUCAUCCGACGAAGACAUGGUAUUUGAAUACAAUUGUCCUAAGAGUACACAAUUGUCCGCAAUUAGACAAAUGUGUGUUCAAUGAAUUGAUCGCCAAUUUAAUGAAAGCCAUUGAUAUCACGUGUCCGACCGACGGUCCCAUUAGGGCUUAUUUUAUGCAUACCUUUGAUGUCUUGCAAUUGUCGGCUAAUGUUAAAUGUUUGGAAAACGAA
Medioppia subpectinata is the source of this 1095-nucleotide messenger RNA. NCBI's taxonomy places the organism in Eukaryota, Metazoa, Arthropoda, Arachnida, Sarcoptiformes, Oppiidae. The record is from the annotation of a GenBank genome assembly.